Molecule: messenger RNA, 697 nt
Organism: Mytilus trossulus (common blue mussel)
Lineage: Eukaryota; Metazoa; Mollusca; Bivalvia; Mytilida; Mytilidae
Exons: 4
Coding region: 155-487 (110 amino acids)
Source: RefSeq, a predicted model, not a curated record
AACAAUCUGGCUAGCGCUUCAAUCUGCCGCUCUACUCUAAAUAGACGAAAACAGCAAAAAGGAUAUUAUAGAACAAGCUAGCAGUUAUUUUAUAGAAUGAAACUGGACCAUGGAAGGAGAAGAAAUAUAAAGAUGGGAUAAGACAGAUGUAACUAUGGACAGUAGUGAUCCAGUCACCAAUAUCACAGAUAUCACAGAAACAACCGCUUUAGCAUCCAAUACCAGCAUUACAACGCCAUUCUGGAAACCCCAUGACGAUGAUUCCUCUGGUCACGGAAUUAAAGACCAUACAGUUUUUGUAUCGUUGGUUGUCAUGGGGAUUAUUGUGCCAGCCAUCUUUAUUUUUAUAUUUACAAUGAUUUGUAUUAAACAUAGGAAAACCAAACAGACAAGAAGAUCAACCAUGUUAUUAAGAAACGGCCCUGACAUUCCCAUGGAUGAUAUUCCUCUGUCUAUCAGAACAAAUCUAGAAAAUGGCCGACUGUAAGUCAUAUAUACAGCAGCCAUCUUGAGAGAGACAGAUUGAGGACUAUGAAUGUCAGAAAACAUUUAAAAUGUAAAAAACAUCAUAUGUUCUCAUGAGCUAAAAUAUUUUGCUUUUAAAACCUGGUUGUACUAUUUUUAGAAUGUGAUUUUUAUUUUAUUUUUUUAUAAUUUUUAGUCUAGUCUACAUAUAUAUAUAUUUAUGCAAUACAUG